CAUCCAGAGUACUUUCGGUAUAAGGUGGGCAAAAUCUAUGUGCCCAACGACAUCGCUGUCCUAACCCUGGAAAAGUGCGCGACGAUCACGAAGACCGUUCAAAUCAUUCCCCUGGCUGUCCGGGGGAGCUUUGUGAACCAGCGGUGCAGCCUUACCGGAUGGGGCGUCAACAGACGAGACAUCGAUAAUAGGUUCAUCUUGCAAAGAACAGAGACGACCAUCAUCUCCAAUAAGCUGUGCCGGGACUUCUGGAGACUGGCCCGGAGCUCCAUCUCUAAGAAACAGCUGUGCACGCUCGACUGGCCCUACAAGCUGAGCACCGCUUGCAGCGGUGACAGCGGCAGUCCCCUGGUAUGUGACGGGAAGUUUGUGGGCAUCGUGUCUUGGGGCCUGACCUACUGUAACGGCUGUUUCCCGGACGUCUUCACGCGGGUCAGCUCCUUCACUGACUGGAUCCAUAAGAUUGAGCUGAAGCACUAGACUUUCGCUCCAGCUGCGCACCAUGAAUGCUGUGCCCGACUUUCACCCCCCCCUCGUCCCAAAUUUGCCGUACGCUGACAAAACGUCUUUCGAACAAAAAAAUUCACUGCAGUUUCGAGAUAACGAGGCUUUUUUUCAGCGAAACCAUUUUUAAAAAUGCUUUCUUCCGAAGUUUGAAUUCUAAUACAUGUAUUAUAAAAAAGAGUAUCUGUGUCACUUUUUUUGAUUUUUUUCGCACAAGUAAGAUAACGCAUCAGGCUUUUGAUUUCGCAACAAACAAAAAAAAAGAAUAUGGUGCCAAACUUUUUAAAAACCCAUUUUGUCAGCUUACGACAGUGCGGAACUCAGUAAUAAAACAUACAGUUUAAGAACGGCUGCCAACUCUUUAAAGAUUAUAUCUGACACACAAUGAUAAUAUUAUUAUGUCCGGCUAGAAGCUGGUUUAAAGCGGAACAUCCAACCCUCAUACACAAAUUAGAAAGAAGAAUUUUCAAAUUUUAUAGUAUCCAUGUUGCUGUCUGUCUUUUUACGUGUCAGAUAAAGAAAUCAUGAAUUGAGACAUCUGCAUGAAUAAGGUUUCUUUUUUCAGUGUCGCAAAGCAGGGCGUUUUCUAGCGUUGUAGAAUGACCAAAAUGCACGUCUUCAAUGAAUUAAAAAAGCAAAUAAAACAAACAAAAAAACGUGAGACACUAAAAGGCUGCAAGAAGAGUAGAUUGCAAUGUCCAAUAAACGAGGACCAUACAGAAAACAAUAAACUGAAAUGAAAAUAUG
This is a messenger RNA of Aplysia californica (California sea hare), 1251 nucleotides long. RefSeq names its product chymotrypsin-like serine proteinase. Gene Ontology annotation, molecular function: serine-type endopeptidase activity. The record is from RefSeq and is a predicted model, not a curated record. NCBI's taxonomy places the organism in Eukaryota, Metazoa, Mollusca, Gastropoda, Aplysiida, Aplysiidae. Gene Ontology annotation, biological process: proteolysis.